Molecule: messenger RNA, 1854 nt
Organism: Schistosoma turkestanicum
Lineage: Eukaryota; Metazoa; Platyhelminthes; Trematoda; Strigeidida; Schistosomatidae
Source: the annotation of a GenBank genome assembly
AUGCAUGUGUUUUUGUCUAUAUAUGUCUUUAUCUCUCUUCUUGUACUUAAUGAUGCUCAGACAGAAGUUGGUGGUAUCAGAGCUGUACGCCUGGCUCGUGGUACUAGUCUUUACGCUGAAGGGCGAGAUGGUGUUUUGGAAGUUAAUUACAAUGGUAAUUGGGGAACCAUUUGCAACAUUGGAUUUGAUGAGCUAUCAGCUUCAGUUGCUUGCUUUAUGCUCGGGUUUCCACCUCGAGGUGUCCCGAUAAUGAACAGCCUUCGGCGAAUUCCUAAUUCAUCCCCAUUAUUAUCGGAGUUCAAUUGCACUGGAAGAGUUCUAUUGACACCUGGUGCACUAAGUAGUGCUACUACACAUUUGGGCGUUUGUUCCUUUACGAAUGACCUGCCUCCUAUCUGUCUAGUCAGUAACCGACAGACGUCAAUUGUUUGUCUCGACCCUGCCGAAACGACAACUACAACUACUGCAGCUCCAAACUAUAUGACUUUGGCUCCAGUUAACUGUAACUCUUCUGACUACUCGCUUAUUCGCUUGGUAGAUGGGACAAACAAAGCUGGCAGGGUCGAAGUAAAACAUCCUCAAACAAAUCAGUGGGGUACAAUAUGUGCUGAUGGUUUUGACUUGAAUGCAGCACGUGCCCUUUGUCGAAUGUUAUGCACGAGCUCUGAUAAUCUACAAUAUGCCUAUCCAGUUUUGUACAAAUAUGGAAGUGCUUCCAAUUCAACACCAAUUCAUUUAUCACGUUUAGACUGUCCAGUGAAUGCAUCAGGUUUAAAUGAUUGUAAAUUAGGCGGUGGUUGGGGUUCAACACCCGGUUGUACACAUGGUAUGGAUAUUGGUUUACAAUGUGGACCACCGUCAACUACAGAUGAUCCAGAUUUAUAUCAACCUGAAUUUCAUUGUAAUCAAACAACAGCAACAGUCAUAUACGAUAAAUCGUACAAUCCAGAUCUUAAUUCAAGCAUGAUUCGAUUAGAUCAAGACAUGUUACCAAUUGAAUGUCAAUAUCAUGUAGAUGAUAAUGUAACUCAUAUUUUGGCAUUUAUUCCACUUGUCGGCUGUGGUGGGAGUCUUACAUUGAGUAAUACAACUUCUAUUGCAAUCAAAUUAAAUUUGAUUCGUGCAUAUCUAACACCAAAAAGUGGUAUUAUAUCAAAUUUGCCAAUAAAAUUCACUGUCACCUGUUUAAUACCACGUUCAAAUCAAAUUCAAUCAGAAGUUGUCGCUUCACCAAAUAUUACUACAAAUUUAUUAUACAAAAGCGAAAGUAUCUUAUCUACAUUGAAAUUAUUCCGUGAUCAAUUAUUUACUGUGCCAUUACAGCAACCUAUCACGAUCCCACCUGGAGAUAAAAUUUACGCUCUUGUUUCAUUAGUAAAUCCACAAAAAACAAGUAAACUAAUAUUGGAGAACUGUUGGGCAACUGCUACACCUAAUCGUAAUUCAACACCAAAACAAGAUUUAAUUGUUAAUAGAUGCGCUGCUUAUAAAGAUCUUAUAGUUAUCCCAUCAUCAUCUACGCAGGUCGGCUUCACAUUUAAUGCAUUUUAUUUAAAUACCGCUGGAUCGGUAGUUCCCAUCUAUUCAAAUCUUUAUUUACAUUGUGAAGUACGUGUAUGCGAUUCAAGAGAGACUGGUGAAAAUUGUCAACAGUAUUGUCAGUCACCAAUAAUAUUUCCAACAUUACCACCAUCAACUGUGGCAAAUACAACAACGAAAGCGUCAUCAGCGGGCAUUCAGUCGGUGAAAAGAUAUCGUCGUGACUUAAACUUUAUAAAUCCAAAUUUUAUUCGAUCACAUGGGCAUAUUCAUGUAGAGAGUGGACAAGUCGUUACAUUAUACCAACAAGAAUAG